AUGUCUUCACCAAAAUUCCAGAUCCCGCCAGAGUUCGAAUCAAAACUCCGCCAUGUCGAACCUCUCGACUCGCGCUCCGAUCAGGAGAUUCUUAAGUCUUUAAAAAGUCCUCUACCAGUCACUUCAGAAAAGAACAUCUGGGCCUUUUGGGAUUCUGGCCUCGACAACCUUCCAAGCUGGGGCCAGCGCAACAUCAUCAACUGGGCUCGACUCUGCGGUCCGGAAUGGGCGAUUCGCGUUUUGGAUGACGUCCCAGACUCUCCAAACAAUGCCUUAAACUGGGUCAAGGAAGACCAACUACCCGAGGCCUAUAUUGCACACAAGAUGGAUGGGCCCCGUGUGCGGACUGGUCCCCACAGUGCAGACUUCCUCCGCGGUAAGUCAACAUACCCACUUCCUGGCACCCCCCUGUUUCUGGCACCACAAAAACGAUGGGAUCACAACCCAACCUCCUCAUUACUAUUAACUAUUGAUCCUCAACCACACCCACUACAAUACAGCUGCCAGCCUCACUAG
Colletotrichum tamarilloi is the source of this 516-nucleotide messenger RNA. Its product is annotated as capsule polysaccharide biosynthesis protein. NCBI's taxonomy places the organism in Eukaryota, Fungi, Ascomycota, Sordariomycetes, Glomerellales, Glomerellaceae. The record is from RefSeq and is a predicted model, not a curated record. The transcript has a single exon. Bases 1 to 516 code for a protein of 171 amino acids.